Molecule: messenger RNA, 1359 nt
Organism: Gavia stellata (red-throated loon)
Lineage: Eukaryota; Metazoa; Chordata; Aves; Gaviiformes; Gaviidae
Gene: GABRD
Product: gamma-aminobutyric acid type A receptor subunit delta
Exons: 9
Coding region: 1-1359 (452 amino acids)
Biological process (GO): monoatomic ion transmembrane transport; chemical synaptic transmission; regulation of membrane potential
Cellular component (GO): membrane; synapse; neuron projection
Molecular function (GO): extracellular ligand-gated monoatomic ion channel activity; GABA-A receptor activity; neurotransmitter receptor activity
Source: RefSeq, a predicted model, not a curated record
AUGGAAUUUCUUACCUGGGUUUUUCCUGCCUUGGUUCUACUGUGCACCCAACAGCACAGGUGUAUCAGAGCUAUGAAUGACAUCGGAGAUUACAUAGGUUCCAACAUCGAAAUAUCCUGGUUACCCAACCUGGAUGAUUUAAUGAAAGGGUACGCACGUAAUUUCAGGCCUGGGAUUGGAGGUCCUCCUGUUAAUGUUGCUCUUGCAAUUGAAGUAGCCAGCAUUGACCACAUCUCAGAAGUGAACAUGGAAUAUACCAUGACGGUAUUUUUGCACCAGAGCUGGCGAGAUGACCGUCUGUCGUACAAUCACACCAAUGAAACUUUGGGCUUAGACAGCCGGUUUGUGGACAAGCUCUGGUUGCCAGAUACAUUCAUAGUAAAUGCCAAGUCUGCUUGGUUCCAUGAUGUGACUGUGGAAAACAAACUUAUCAGGCUCCAGCCAGAUGGAGUAAUUUUAUACAGCAUCAGGAUUACCUCAACAGUGGCCUGUGACAUGGACCUUUCCAAGUAUCCAAUGGAUGAGCAAGAAUGCAUGUUGGAUUUGGAGAGCUAUGGCUACUCUUCAGAGGACAUCGUCUAUCACUGGUCAGAAAACCAGGAGGAGAUCCAUGGGCUGGAUAAGCUGCAGCUUGCUCAGUUCACAAUUACCAAUUACCAGUUCACAACAGAAAUGAUGAACUUCAAAUCUGCAGGUCAGUUUCCCAGGCUCAGUCUCCACUUUCACCUUCGGCGAAAUCGAGGCGUUUACAUCAUUCAGUCUUAUGUUCCUUCUAUCUUACUAGUGGCCAUGUCGUGGGUAUCCUUCUGGAUCAGUCAGUCAGCUGUGCCUGCCAGAGUGUCAUUAGGUAUAACUACUGUUCUUACUAUGACUACACUGAUGGUCAGUGCCCGAUCUUCGCUUCCACGAGCAUCCGCCAUCAAGGCACUUGACGUUUACUUCUGGAUUUGCUAUGUGUUUGUCUUCGCUGCACUGGUAGAAUAUGCAUUUGCACAUUUCAAUGCUGACUACAUGAAAAAGCAAAAGAACAAGAUAAAGGCGAGAAGGCAGAGUGGAGAGAUAAACGUGAAGAAUGCCAUUGUUCUGUUUUCCCUUUCCAUAGCUGGUGUGAACCAGGAACUGGCCAUUUCCAAUAGGCAGCACCGAAUUCCCAGAAGCCUGCCUGGAUCGUAUGGCACAAUAGAAAUAGAAACUGGCGAGACAAAACAGCAGCAAGUCAUGAAACUGGAUAAAAAGAGUGGUCUGAAAUCCCUCUUUAAGCCCAUUGAUGCUGAUACCAUUGAUAUAUACGCCAGAGCCGUGUUCCCAGCAGCCUUUGCAGCAGUCAAUGUUAUAUACUGGGUUGCAUACACAAUGUAA